Oncorhynchus kisutch (coho salmon) is the source of this 886-nucleotide messenger RNA. Its product is annotated as hepcidin. Gene Ontology annotation, biological process: intracellular iron ion homeostasis; defense response to bacterium. The record is from RefSeq and is a predicted model, not a curated record. NCBI's taxonomy places the organism in Eukaryota, Metazoa, Chordata, Actinopteri, Salmoniformes, Salmonidae. Gene Ontology annotation, cellular component: extracellular region. The coding region runs from base 228 to 494 and encodes 88 amino acids. The transcript has 3 exons.
ACCGCAGUCUCACCACAUGACAGAGAAGUCCCUCAUCCGCUGACAUCAAAAGGACAAUCAAUCAACUUUGGACUCGUCUUAGUGCAUUGAAAAGUGUGCAUUGGAGAGCGCUGCUUUUUGGGAAAAUUGAAGAGCUCUGAUCUUCAUCAUAAACUGUCACUUCAAUUCCAACUGUUUUCAACAGGGUCACUUUUAAAUAGGCUAUAAGCUUCCUAACAAAACCGAGAAUGAAGGCCUUCAGUGUUGCAUUUGCAGUGGUGGUCGUCCUCGCAUGUAUGUUCAUCCUUGAAAGCACCGCUGUUCCUUUCUCCGAGGUGCGAACGGAGGAGGUUGGAAGCAUUGACAGUCCAGUUGGGGAACAUCAACAGCCUGGCAGCGAGUCCAUGCAUCUGCCGGAGCACUUCAGGUUCAAGCGUCAGAGCCACCUCUCCCUGUGCCGUUGGUGCUGCAACUGCUGUCACAACAAGGGCUGUGGCUUCUGCUGCAAAUUCUGAGGACCUGCCUGCACUAAAACCAUCUUAUUAACUUAUUGCCUUUAAUUUCCCCCAUAUUCUUCUACAUUUCCUUUGGACUCUGUGGAGAAGAUGCUAUCUCAUUGAUGUCUUUCUCACUGCACAACCUCAGUCUUGUACAUAAAUGUUUUGUAUCAUGUUGUAUAUCUAUUGUAUAGCCUAAUGACGCAGGAAAAAGACAUAGCCAAUUGAAAUAAGUGGGGAUUUUUAUUUUCUAUUGUGUAAAUUGUUUUGUACAUUUUCUAGUUUGUACAUGUUUGCAAUAUUUUCUUUCUAAGAUGUUGUUUUUGUAGCUAUGAUAAUGAUUUGUUAAAUGAUUUCUUACAGUGACACUUUAAAUAAUAUAUAAAUAAACACAUUAUUUGAAUAACAAA